Drosophila bipectinata is the source of this 5044-nucleotide messenger RNA. It is a transcript of the gene stx, whose product is annotated as ubiquitin-like domain-containing protein stuxnet. The record is from RefSeq and is a predicted model, not a curated record. Gene Ontology annotation, cellular component: nucleus. Gene Ontology annotation, molecular function: protein binding. Lineage: Eukaryota; Metazoa; Arthropoda; Insecta; Diptera; Drosophilidae.
CAUGCGAAGACGGCCACACGGGCGACCUGGUCAGAUGCUAUUUGGCGGUUGGCACCGCUUCACUUGCCAGUGUGUUUCGACUCGUUUGUCUCCAGGCCGAGUGUGUGUGUGUGUGUAGUGCAGCAAAUUGUAACAGAAACAGAAACCCAAAAACCCCAAGCAGCAGUGGCGUAAGGAACAAACAGACACCGAGGGAUACAAAAUAAAAUAAAACACCAAUCAACGUAACAACAGAAUCCAAACUGACGCACGGGGAGAUUUGGUAGAGUAAUAUAAUACAAAAAAAGUACGAGUGACAGCGGGCACCGAUUGAGGCAGAAACACACAAAAUUUUUUUGUCGAAUAGCCAAUAGCAAAAUACACAUUAUUGUAUCAAAUAUAUAACCGAAGCCGAUAGCGAUUAGAGCAUCCCGUCGUACCUGGCCAUUGCAAUUCAACGAAAAACAAAAUUCUUACAUAGAAGACGUUAAGUCACAAUCUCCGCAAGUCCAUAACUGGUCUACAAAACAGAGAAACAAAAUUUCAAGAAAUUGGUGCCGCAUUUUGUUCCGCGUUGCUCCCCCAAAAAUUAAAAAAAAAAACCAACAUCCCCCGCAGAUCCCGUGGCAACCGCAUCAUCACCGCAAGAACCAACAUCUCAGGACCCAGAGACACAAAAUUAAAAAUUUAAAAAAAUAGUUUCAUAAAAUAUUAGAAACAAAAAUUGAACCCGAAACCGAAAACUCCAAUUUCGUAGCGGCAGAGGCAGUUGCGGCAUCCAUGUGUGUGCGUGUGCGUGUGUAAGGUGUGGUGUGUAUAGAAAAUCGAUUGGAAAUUGAAAUCGAACCAAGCGCGCCGCAGUUGCCGUCUCCGCCGCGUGUGUGCCGUUACGCGAUUUCUUAGCAGCAGCAACAGCAGCAGCAGCGCCGCCGCAGCAGUUCAAGUCACCUCGCCGCAAAAUUUUUGUUAAAUUUGUUUUUUUCUGUGAGCCCUGAAGUGUGUGAAAGGGAUAUAUAUAUAUAUAUACAAAUAUAUACAGAAAGGAGAAGAGCUAGGGAGGAAUACUGCUCCCAUCUCCUUAAAAAAGAAUAAAAUUUCAAAUAAAAACCCUGUAAAAAUAACACAAAAACAUCGGACAUGGAUAAAUCAGCGGCCAAUUCGGCCACUACUGCCGAUGGCCAAAACGAGGCAGCAACAGCAGCAGCAGCAUCCUCGGCCGGCAGCGCAGCUGGGUGUGGCAGCAACAGCAACGCCGGCACCACCAACAGCAGCAACAAUACUGGCGGCGGUAGCAACGCCUUGCAGCGCUUGGCAACAACAACAGUGGCAGCAAGUGCCGCAGCCGCAGCAGCCACUAUCAACCUGAACAUCAGCACCAGCACCGGCGGCAACUUUGGCGUCAGCGUCGAGCCGCACAUCAGCAUCGAGAGCCUGAAGAAGAUUAUUGCCAAAAAGCUGAAGGUGGCCAAGGAUCGUAUACGUUUGUUGCAUCGCGAAAAGGAACUACAGGAUGGCACACUUAAAAAUCACAAUCUAAUGGAUGGAUCCAAGAUAUUUUUGAUACCAAAUGUGGAAACUGGUCUAUUGGCUCAGCGUCCAGAAAACACGGUUAUGCAGGCGCUGGAAUUGCUUAACGAAUCGCAGGUCAACGACUUCCUGAGCGGCAAGACGCCCCUCAACCUGAGCAUGCGCCUGGGCGACCACAUGAUGCUCAUUCAGCUGCAACUCAGCACGGUCAAUCCGGCCUCUUCCGGCACAGGCAGCAGCAGCAGUAGUAACGGGGCAGUAACCUCCUCGGCCUCCACCACGCCGGCAGUGGGAAGCGGGUGCUCUACAGCAGCUGUGACGGCAAGUGGCGGUUCAGCUGCCACCUCUGCCAGCGGCGUGCCAGUUCUGGCCGUGGGCGGAGGCGGCGCGUCAUCGUCGUCCUCUGGCUCGGGAUCUGGCUCAUCAUCGUCCUCCUCCUCGUCGUCGUCGAGAAACCGCUCGUCGGGACAGAGAGCCAGCGGCAGGAUCGGACAUGGACAUGUCCACAGUCAUCAGCAUCCCAGUCUGCAGCACGGGUCGUGGCAUGGCGGUCACCAUCAUCACCACGGGCACAGUCAGGGUCACGGGCAUGGCCAUCACAGUCACGGGCAUGGCCACGGCCACUCCUCCUCCAGUCAUGGACACGGCCAGCAUCACCACCAUCAUCACUACCAUCACCACCAUCAUCACCACAACGCCUCGGCCGUGGCGGCCGGCAGUGGUGGCAGGAUGUCCUCAAGCUUGCGCAAGCUGUACGAAGACAAUGCCUCCGGAUCGAACUCCACCGCUGGAUCGGCUCUUCAGAAUCCAGAUCUGACCAAGCUACUGAUCAAGGGCUGCCAGAGCAUUGUCGAGAACCUGGCCAAGGACAAGACAUCGUCCACGUCCGGACAGACUUCCUCCAAGAACGGCAAGAACUUGAUGGAACAGUCGCCAAUCAAGUCGCUGUCGAACCUGGUCUCCAGUCCCAUCAAGAUGACGGCCAUCAAGACCAUUCCUCAGCCGGUGGCCAGUGCUGCUGCUGCUACCAACACCAGUUCCACAACCAAUUCCACUUCUAAUUCCAGCUCCUCCGCUGCCGCCGCCGGAUGCAGUUGCUCCGGCAGCGCCACCACCAACUCUUCAUGUGCCACCGGCGGUUGCCAGCAAGAUCCGAUUGCCGCCAAACUGACAUCCUGUCUGUGCACCCGCCUACCGCCCACGCCGCUCCCCCCGCCGCAGGCAGCCCCCGUAGCAGCACCUCCACUAACGCGAUCCGGGUCCGGUUCCGGGGCAACACCCACCAUCACCAGCAGCAAGUGCCCCGACGCCAGUUGCACGAACGCCGGCUUCGCUGCACGCUCCAUAGGGCCGGGAGCAGCGGGCGUGGUCUUCUCCGGCAACUCGAUGCUCCACAAGACGGGCAACAACCGGAUCACGCGGCUCAAGCACCGCCACUACCAUGGACACGGUCACGGGCACGGGCAUGGAGGACAUAGCCACGGAGGACACGGUCACGGGCACGGAAACGGACAUUUCUAUCAAGCAACCGGCGGCAGCGGCUCCUCAUCAACAAUAUCAUCGUCUUCCUGCUCAUCCUCGUCCACUACUGCAUCAUCCUCGACCUCGUCGCGUCGCAAGCUGGAGCAGGCUAUGGCAGCAGGUUCUGCAGGAUCAGCAGGAGUGGCAGGGGGGGCAACAACGGCCUCUGCCACAGCAACAGCGGCAGUGGGGGCUCCUCCGGCCAUUUCCGAGCCGGACGACUCGACUCUGGGCGUCUCGGACACUCGCACCUUGGCGGAGGCCUCUCGCAAUCUGACCCAGACUCUGCGCAAGCUCUCCAAGGAGGUCUUCACCAACAAGAUCGAUCUGUCGGGAGGCGGAGGCAGCUCCUCGGGCAGUGGCUCCUCCAGCAGCGGCUCCUCCGGAAGCGGUGGCAACUCGGGCAGCUCUGGCAGCGGCAGCGGAUCCGGUCACAACGGCGACGAGACGCCGCGGAAAGGCGGCUCCGGUGCCGUCAUCGAGUCGAUGAAGAACCACGGCAAGGGCAUCUAUUCGGGCACCUUCUCCGGCACCCUUAACCCGGCGCUGCAGGAUCGCUACGGCCGGCCCAAGCGCGACAUCUCUACGGUGAUACAUAUCCUGAACGACCUGCUGAGUGCCACGCCCCAGUACGGGCGGGGUGCCCGCAUCAGCUUCGAGGCUCCCAGCAGCACAGGCUCCGGCUCCUCGGGCUCUGGCAACUCCAGUUCUGGCUCCGGCAGCUCCGGCUCUGGAUCCAGCGGCAGUGGCAUGCACCACGGCUCGCGCAGUAAAAUGUACUCCAAGCACCACAACUGCGCCAAGUGCAACAGCCGCGCCCAACAACAGCAGCAACAGCAGUCUGCGGCUGGCAACGGAGUAAGCUGCUCCUACCGCGACUGCCAAGGCUAUCACUCGUCAUCCUCCUCUUCCACGUCCUCGAAGGCAUCAUCCUCGUCCUCAUCCGCAUCAUCCUCGAAGCCGCACAGCUGCUGUGUAGCAGCCGCCGAGGCAGCCGCCAACAACGGCGGCUGCAGUUGCCGCUUCGGACGCGACGGCGAACGCGAACACACCUGCCAGAAGUGCACCGUGGAGCUGGCCAACAUGAAGACCCGCUCCAAGAUGGACCAGCUGCGCCUGGUCAUGCAACAGCACAAGCAGAAGCGCGAGGCCCGCAAGCUCAAGAGCGGUCCCUAUGCCACGCCCGCGGCAGCUGCCCAGGCGGCGGCUCAGACCACCGGUGGCAGCACCACUUCGGCUGGAUCCGGUUCUGCCACAGCGAUGCAGUACAGUGCCGUUAGCGCCCUGGUGGCCAACAAUGAGAAGGGCAGUGGCAGCGCCACCAACAGCGGCAAUCCUGCAACAUCUUCCGCCACAGCAACCACGGCCGCGGCCACAACCACCACCGCCACCACAACAGCAGCGGCGGCCACGGCGGCAGCCGGAAGUGAAGUCUCGCCGAAUCACAUCGUCGAGGAGGUGGAUACGGCGGCCUAAGGUCUAUCCCUAAGCUUGAUCCUAUUUUGUAGCAUUUACUAGUUUAACAACAAUAACAAUAUGAAGAAGUAGAAGACGAGGUUGAAACGGCAACAACAACAUCAUCAUCAAGACAACACCUUCAAGGACUAAACCGAAACACCAUUGGAUUCGCAAGUGCAUCAAAUAAGACUAAAAAAUAGCAAACUACAGGACGCACACGCAGACGUAGGCAAAAAUAAAGUAGUAGGAUGUGAGAUGUGAGGGCAUCCCUACGUAAAAGGACUCUGUUAAAUUAAUUUUAAGAAAAGAACAGCUAUAACAACAACCCACUUACUCCGAAAACCCCAACUUCGAAGGGUAGAUCGAGAAACGGAAACCAAGAGAUCCCUUAACUAUUAAUUAAUAACAUUUGAGCAUUUUUUGUGUAAAACUGAGCAAGAUUGAAGACGAAGGAGCAUGUUUGUUUAAGAUCACACACGUUAGAACAUGUUUGAACACGAAUUUAUGGCCUGAAAUGCUAUAUUCUUCGCAGAAAACCCGUUAGAGCAUGUUUAAACAC